This is a messenger RNA of Bufo gargarizans (Asiatic toad), 6233 nucleotides long. RefSeq names its product prickle planar cell polarity protein 2 (gene PRICKLE2). The transcript has 9 exons. The coding region runs from base 657 to 3230 and encodes 857 amino acids. NCBI's taxonomy places the organism in Eukaryota, Metazoa, Chordata, Amphibia, Anura, Bufonidae. Gene Ontology annotation, molecular function: zinc ion binding. The record is from RefSeq and is a predicted model, not a curated record.
UUGCUUGCUGACAUCACUGCAUUCAUUAGCAUUCAGCAGAGGCGAGCUCUGCAACAAGCUCACAUUCUGGCACAGGGAGAGAGCGAGCUGGCAAUUAUACUCCGUAGGGCUGAGUAUUUCCUUUUACAAGAUCUUGGAGAGCAAAUUGGACAUAACAUCGCUCCUACUACAAAGGGUCAUUUAAUAGAAGAAAAGAAACACUGAGCGCCCUUGUGUGCCCUGGGUCUUGAGCGGAAUUAUCCUGGAAAGAAAAGAAGGAGAUUUUGGGGGAAAAAAAGGGGGGAGUUCUUCUUAAAAGAGGGCAGGAAUCACACUUGUCCUGCUGAUGGCUUGCACAGUAGACUUCUUCUUCUUCUUCUCAGCCAGCAGCCUGCUGCUUGAUGUGUGGCUCUGCUCUCAAGGGCUUUGACUGAAGCCCCACUGCUCAUUUCAGCUCAAGUGACUCCCAAUGUCCUGUCAAGCUGAGCAGCAGAGCAGAAGGCUGGAUGGGCAAGUCUGUGUGAGGCUGGAGCAGCAUGGAAGAGGAGAGCAGCACUAAGGAGCAAAGUCUCUGAGGAGCUGGGAGCCGUGUCCUCUGCCUGGGAUCUGAGAGGCUCUGCAGCUGGAAGAUCUGCUUGCAUUGUAAGUGCUCACGGGAGGAGCACAGCGCCACCGCGAUGCCUUUGGAGAUGGAGAAGACCAUGAACAAGUUGAUGUUUGACUUUCAGAGGAACUCGACGUCUGACGAUGACUCGGGCUGCGCUCUGGAGGAAUACGCCUGGAUCCCUCCCGGACUGAAACCAGAACAGGUUCACCAGUAUUACAGCUGCUUACCCGAAGAUAAAGUCCCCUAUGUAAACAGCCCCGGUGAGAAGUCGAGGAUCAAACAGCUUCUACACCAGCUGCCUCCACAUGACAAUGAAGUUCGCUACUGCAAUUCUCUGGAUGAGGAAGAGAAGAGGGAGCUCAAGCUGUUCAGCAACCAAAGAAAACGGGAGAAUUUGGGAAGAGGGAAUGUCAGGCCUUUUCCCGUCACCAUGACAGGAGCCAUCUGUGAACAGUGUGGAGGACAGAUUAAUGGAGGGGACAUAGCCGUCUUUGCCUCUAGAGCCGGGCACGGCAUUUGUUGGCAUCCGCAGUGUUUCGUAUGCACGAUAUGCAAUGAACUGCUGGUUGACCUUAUAUACUUCUAUCAAGAUGGGAAGAUCUACUGCGGCAGACAUCAUGCUGAGUGCUUGAAACCCCGAUGUGCAGCUUGUGAUGAGAUUAUUUUUGCAGACGAAUGUACAGAAGCGGAGGGAAGACACUGGCAUAUGAAACACUUUUGCUGCUUUGAAUGUGAAACAGUGCUUGGUGGUCAGAGAUACAUCAUGAAAGAAGGACGUCCGUACUGCUGUAACUGCUUCGAGUCCUUAUAUGCCGAGUAUUGUGACACCUGUGCACAGCAUAUAGGUAUUGACCAGGGGCAAAUGACCUAUGAUGGCCAACAUUGGCAUGCAACAGAGAACUGUUUUUGUUGCGCCCACUGCAAAAAAUCACUUUUGGGACGUCCUUUUUUGCCAAAGCAAGGGCAGAUAUUCUGCUCAAGAGCAUGCAGUGUGGGUGAAGAUCCUAACGGCUCUGAUUCUUCAGAUUCUGCCUUCCAAAAUGCCAGAGCAAAGGAAUCAAGACGUAGCGCAAAGAUUGGCAAGAACAAAGCCAAGCUCGAAGACAGCAACAUGAAUCCAUUACACGUAGCUUCUAAUAGACUUUCCACCGACGUCGAUCCUCUCUCUUUGCAGAUGGAUUUGCUUAGUGUAUCAAGUCAAAACCCAAGUCUGAACCGGGACCAGCUAUGGAGAAGCAGAGAUGAACUUUACCACUAUAAUAACAAGAUGGAGAGAAGCCAAUCUCAAAGUCCUCUCCAGCUCCUCAGUCAGUGUAACAUAAGGACUUCUUACAGUCCUGGACAGGGGGCAGGAGCUCAGCCAGACAUGUGGGCUAAGCAUUUCAGUAACCAAAAACGAAGCUUGUCAAUGAUGAGUCACAGCGAGAGCUUCUCUCAGGAAGGCAAAGAGUACUACCAAGGUAGACUAAGACAGCAGGAGAGCUUUAGUGAUGCCAGUAGUCACAGUUUUAAUGAGGCAAGGUCAAGUCUGAGAGUUCCAGAAGGCAAAAACAUGAAUUCACAGCAGUGUCGAACAAGACAUCCAAUCAAUGCACUUAAAUUCACAGAAGGGUUAACCCCAACAGAACAAACCCCUAGAGGUUCCAUGGAGUCUCUUGCUCUGUCCAAUGCAACAGCACAGCCCUCUAGUUUCUUUGAAGCUGAUAGUCAUCCAGCCGGGCUUGUGGCAGCAGCGUGUGGCAGCGGCAGAGCCUGGUCGGGAGAACUGGAUCGGGAUAUCCUAGGUGCAUCUAUGGAUGGGGGUCCUAAACGUCAGGAGCAUCUCUCUCGUUUUUCAAUGCCAGAUUUGAGCAAAGACUCUGGAAUGAACGUUUCAGAAAAACUGAGCAACAUGGGAACCCUUAACUCUUCUUCUCAGUUCCGAAGUGUAGAGUCUGUGCGGAGUCUUCUUUCUGCACAACAGUAUCAAGAUAUGGCUCACAACCUUGGUGAUCUUGCCAAACCUGGCAAAUACAGGGACUUGUUAUCUCAUGGAAGAAUGCACCAGUCAUUUCAGUUUGAUGAUGGUAUGAAUGACCUGGCUGCCCAGGGUAAUGUGAAGAUGACACCUAUGAGUGAAAGGACAAGGAGGAGAACCCAAUCGCGAGAUAAUGAUCGACAUCAUCGGCAAAGGAGGUCAAGACGUUCCCGCUCUGACAACGCUCUCCACCUGGCCACAGAACAGUGUAGUAAGAUAAAAGACAAACCACUGCUGAGAGCCAGGGAGGACUAUGAAAGACUGAUGCAACAAAGAGGAGGACGUGAUCAGAUGGAUCAAGUUCUCCGAAGAGAAAUGUACAACCGGUAUCAAAGGACUGCUUCUGAUCUCGCUUUACAAAACCAUCUCUGUGAACGUUGGGGAGCACAAAUGAAUGAAUAUGAUUGGUGCUCCACGUGUUCAUCUUCUUCAGAAUCAGAUAAUGAAGGAUAUUUCCUAGGAGAGCCAAUUCCACAGCCUACCCGCCUGAGAUAUGUGACCAGUGAAGACCUUAUCCAUCAGUAUGCCCAAUGCUCUGGAGGCAUACCCAAGUCUUCCACUUUGGGUGGACGAGGACAAUUGCAUAGCAGGAAAAGGAGGAAGAGCAAAAAUUGUAUUAUUUCCUAGUGUUGAACCAUAAAGCCACAGUUUUACCAUGUAAAUUAGAUACCCUAGUGGGCCGGUCCACAAUUUGAACACUAUUGUUUUAUAACAAAAGAAAAUGAAGUCCUUGUACAAUGCCUUCCCCUCCCCUGGUCCUUGAGUAUAUGCGACCUGAGACUGAUUUACGAGAUAGGCUUGGUAAAUAGUUAUGAUUGUUGAUAUAGUGAAUUUUGGGUUUUAUUGCACAUUUCACUUUAUUUCCUCAAUAGUUCAGUCCGCCAAAAACAAAAAAAAUACUGCCUUGCUUUUGUUCCACCUAGAGAAUAUAAUCUACUUUUGAAUGUAUGCCGUACCCAGAUGUACAGUAUGCUGCUUGACCCCUACCCUUGUACUACAAACUAUGUGUUUUUUUUUGUUUUUGGGCACUAGUAUUAUUUUCAAGUAUUUUAAGGAUCAGAUAAGGCUAAACUUUAAGUUAUUUAAGCACUCAUUGUAAAUGGUAUGUAAAUGAAAGUUCUGAAAAACUAUUUUUGUAUUUUGUAAUAUGAAAUGAGUCUAUAUGUUUUAGAACCAUGGAUAUAAUGGACCUGCAUGCCGAGCUCAUAAAAAAGAAAAAAAGAGUCUGGUUGGUUUAACUUUCCAAAGUGUGUAAUUUAUACUUUUGGGAUGCGUGGACGUAAUGUUCAGAUUUCAGCGGUCAAGCAAUAGUACAAAUGAAAGCCUUCUCCAUCCAGAACAUAAAAGUUGUGUUUGGCAGGUAUGAGUUUAGCACCUUACAGAAAUGAUUUUACUUUUUUCCUUUAAAAGAAAUAUAUAUUGUAUCUAUAGAUAUAAGCAUACAUUUAUGCAACAAGUUGACUUCAGGCAAAGUAAUGUAGUAGUUACGAAAUCAUUUACCAAAGUUUGAGAACAUUCUUAUUAUGAUGUGGGAAUCAAGUCCAAAAAGUUCAGUAUGGUAUACAGUAUUUCUGUAAAAUACUUACCACCAUUUUGACCCACAUUAAAUUCAGGGUUAGGCGAUGUUCAAAAAGUUGUAUUAAAAUCUACAAAUGUAAGAAGUUUUUUUUUUCAUUUUACCCACCAAAAACCAUUACUUUAUUUCACAAAAAUUCCAGCAUCUGAUUUCAGGACACAAAUCCUUAAGGAUUCCAGAAGUCAGGCACUUGACAAUCUAAUCUCUGGGCAAUACGCUUCUAGACUGACCAGGUAUUCGUGAGAGUCACAAGCCUUAUGUUAAGAUUUCAGAUAGUUAAUGUUGGCAACAAUCGGUCAUUGACCGAGAGUUGGUUACAGCCACUCCCGAUUUAGUAAAUCCUGCCCUUUAAAAUAAUAUGUAUACUUUAAUGAUAACUCCACUCAAAAUGUUCGAUUGCUAAGGUACCUUGAGAAAGUAGAAAACAGAUAAGAGGAUUUUGGGUAAAGGAAGUGGAUAGUUUUGGGGUAUUUUAUUUCGCAAAUUUAAGUUAAACGUUUACUUGCCUUUAAGUUAAACAUUUACUUGCCUUUUUUUUUUUUUUUUUAGAAAUCUUGAAGACAUAUCAACACUCAACCAAGUGGCCUCUAUGGUCCAGCUUGGUUGUUUUGAAAAAUAAAAAUAGGUUGGAAAAUUACUGUGGGGAGUUCAAAAAGUUAUCCAGUAAAUUUUAAUUCUACAAUCUUACGGUUAUCAUUUCUUUAAAGAUUUUAAAGAUGACUAUUUCAUAUAUUGCUUUAUGUGCUUUACAUUUUAGGUGGAGUUAUCUUUAGUGCAGCAAAAAGUUUCCAUUCCCAAAAACAUUUACUCCUUCGCUUCAGUUGUAUAAACUGAAAUGUCAUGAUUGCUGCAGAAUCUCCCUGUUAUUACUCUGUCUACGUCUAAACAUCAUAUAUUGUACUAAGUUAGGGCACAGUUUCACCAGUUCCAGGAGUCAGGUAGACAACAAGAGUAGAAAUUUGCUGCCAGUGCCUAACUUUUUGAAAUGUUUACUGAUGAUGUCUGUGAAAGUGUGAAAGUUUUUUAUUUUGUAUUUUUUUUUUGGCUUGGCUACUAAAAAUUUAGAAGUUGACUCUUAGCUUCUACACUGAAUUAGGGGAACUUUUUUGUAGUAGCAAGAACAUUGUUUAAUAUCCAUGCCAGACCACUUUUUUUUUUUUACAAUACUUGAUUGCACAAAGAUCCAGUUCCACAGGUGUCCACUUUUAUUCUUCUUUUUAGAAUUAGGUCAAGUUAACCCAUGGCCACCACACAAAUACGACCUACUGAACAUGCCAACAAUUCAUCCUACUAGAAAAGUUUUUGGAACUUUCUGAGUGUCUAUAUAAAGCCAUAGAGUUGUGUCCAGUCUGUGUACAUAUGUAAAGCCACAUUCAUGACUACUUUUGAGCUUCUGCAGCAACUGUGAACAUGACAUGAGUUGACCCCAUCAGUGGAAUAUCAAACCUUCAUGGUGGCCCUAGCCUACAAGAGUCAAGAAACAUCUGCUGGUCAAGCUGAAAUGCACCGUACUUCAUAAACCCAUUCCUAAGGCUUGAAUUUCUCCCCAGCUCCAGCUACAUACGCUAGUUACUUCGAGGUGACUCGUUAACGUGAGUUAUACCUAUAAUUCCAGUGAACUUGCUGUAUCCAAAACCCGACCGAGGAGUCCAUGUGACAUGAUGUACAGUAGUUUUACGUUGUUGAAUUUCAAGUAGAUGUUAAAAACUUAAAUUGCAAAUGGUGCCGUUCUGUUUUAUCCGCCUCAGAUUGUGAAUUGUACUAUGCUCUGUGACUUGAGAUAUUUAACCUGCUUUCAUUUUUUACUGUAAGAGUGAAAGAAAAUGGAUCAUUGCUGCUUUUCUACACGGGGUCUUCUCCUGCCUCCUCACUCAGAGGGCAGGGUCGAAAUACAGAACAAGUAUCAGAAGUAGUUUGUGCGUAAUUGUACUGGACACAUGCGUUUUGCUUUUUAUGCUUUGAACUGCAAAAAUCUUGUGCUAUUUGCAGGGUGUUCAACAUCAUUUGCUGUUCAGAUUUAAAUAUUAAAACAUAUUCAUUGUCCUUGAUAAAAA